CAACGAGCGCGACGCCGCGACCGGGGACGACGACGAUGACGGGGAUGACGGCAGCGGCGACGGCGGCGGCAACAACGGCGUCGUCGCCGACAACGAGGACGACGCGAGACGUGAUUAGGAGGAAGAGGAAGAAGAAAAGGAAGCGCCUCCCUGCGGCACGCGCGCGCGCGAGAGAGAGAGACGAUCCAGCAUCCAGCUACGCCCGUGACAGCGUCUGGGCAACUACUGAGGAGAGGAUCUGCGCGGUUCCGGCGCAAGCUUUCGUUCCCGUUUUGACCAGACACGGCGCCACCGUGGACCAACCCUUCUCGACGAGGGAGAGAAAACGAGGAUUCCGGGGUGACACAGCGGGCCACGAGGAUAAAGACACGCGCGCGCGGUGCGGUUACUCUACUCCGUUACACGCGAGAGAGGAUAAACUUGAGCUGCCCUGAAAGCUAGCGUAGGAAGGCGGCCACAGAUUGCAUUUGCGCAUUGAAAUUUAAAUUUAUCGUGGUCGUGUAAACUGCACGACGGUAAGUGCAACGAAAUGCAGCAACACUCAGCUUAAAAUUUCAUUUAAUUAAAGUUCGUCGAAAACAGUUUUCGUCGCGCUUCUGGAUGCGACGUCGAUCGGGGCCACGAAGAUUACACGGCAGGUGAGUUAAACGCGGCAUCUUGCCGAGAUGAGUUUCGCACGGUCGAUACUACGUUACAAUAUCCGAGGCGACGUACUAACGGACCACCGAUAUUGAUAUCCUAUGUCGUUAAAAAGGCGAGGUCGCCCUUUACCCAUCGCGGCACGAUCGUCAGUAAAUUCGACGAGCUACGUGACGGGGCCUCGUUGCAAUUUACGGUUGAGAAUCAAAGACGAACAGACGAUAUUUUCGCGGAACGACAUCGUGAUCGGAAUCACGAACCAAUCCGAAAAUUUUCCGCUUUCCUAUAUAACGACAACAUAAAUUUACAUCUGACGUAAUAAUUUCAAGAAUAAGAGUCGCGACUACAUAUUGUAAACAGCCUUAUUUCAUUCUCUGAUAUAAAGAAUAGUGUAUCCAUACACAUAUCUAUAUUACACAUAUAAACAUAUAUACACAUGAUUUUUUAAAUAUAUACGUAAAAAAUUUCAUGUAAAUCAUUAUAGAAUAAAAAAUCAGUUUGUAAAAGAAUGCCGAUUAAAAAUCAGUGUGAUUAUAUUUUGAGUUCAAAUAAUUAGCAUCAGAUUUCUGUUGAUACUUAGUUUUGUAAAAUAAACAAAAGAUUAACAGAUACAUCGCAAUAAAAUGCAACCUAUUAAAAGUAUAACUAAAAGAAAACA
Messenger RNA from Monomorium pharaonis (pharaoh ant), 1297 nucleotides. RefSeq lists its product as uncharacterized. The record is from RefSeq and is a predicted model, not a curated record. The transcript has 2 exons. NCBI's taxonomy places the organism in Eukaryota, Metazoa, Arthropoda, Insecta, Hymenoptera, Formicidae. The coding region runs from base 36 to 434 and encodes 132 amino acids.